Molecule: messenger RNA, 1305 nt
Organism: Bactrocera dorsalis (oriental fruit fly)
Lineage: Eukaryota; Metazoa; Arthropoda; Insecta; Diptera; Tephritidae
Product: putative gustatory receptor 28b
Exons: 1
Coding region: 331-1170 (279 amino acids)
Biological process (GO): sensory perception of taste
Cellular component (GO): membrane
Source: RefSeq, a predicted model, not a curated record
GUCUAUUUCCGGCAUAACAUCAAAAAUUAUGUGAAAAUUUAAGUUAAAUAUCGCAAUAUCCUUUGAACAAACCUCGUACAUACAACUAUAAUCGCAAUCACAAUUCCCUUGGGCCAUCAUUUUAAUGUGUGAGCUAUGAUUACUUAACAAACAUGUCACAUGGCUGCCGGUAAUGAAUUACCUGUGCACAAAUAGAGCCGAAGUUUAUUUAUUGGCAUAUCCUAGCCGACAUUCAACAGGCAGUCGAUAGCUCAAACAAACAGUCGUGUGCGAGACGCGUGCUGGAUAGCAACAUUUGCGCAGAAAAAAAAACUAAUAUUUAAAUAAAAAAUGAGAAAAAUUGUCAAUAAAAGUUACGAAACCACGAUCGAACUCGCCAACACGCUCCAGCAGCCAGCGGCGGCAACCCGCCUUCAACGCAUACGUCAGUACUUCAUUACACAAGAAGUUUUCGCCACACUCCAGCCGCUCUUCCUGAUCACCUACAUCUACGGUCUGACACCGUUUCGCAUUGUAAAGCGUCGUAACGGUACCAGCGAGAUACGCGCGUCCUGCUUCGGCUUUUGCAACACGGCCGCCUAUGUGACGCUUUACGGCCUUUGCUUUCUCAAUUCACUGUUGAAUGCCGAAUCUGUCGUGGGCUACUUCUUACGCACGAACAUCUCCAAUGCGGGUGAUACACUGCAGAUAUGUAACGGUAUUGUCACCGGUAUUGUCAUCUAUACGACGGCAUUGACCCAGCGUUGUAAGAUGCGGCGUAUAAUUGAGGUGUUCAACGAGUUGGAUUUGAAUUUUGCGAAUAUUGGUGUGCGUGUAAAGUACUCGCGUAUUUACCGUUAUGCAUUGGUGCUGAUCGUUGCGAAAAUACUGAUAAUUGCGAUCUAUUGUGCGGGUGUUUAUUUGCUUUUGCGUUCGGCGCACGUGAAGCCGUCGUUAUGUGUGUGCAUCGCAUUCGUUUUGCAACAUUCGGUGUUGUUCUUGGCAAUUUGCCUCUUUUGUUUUAUAGCCCGUGGCUUUGAGCGCCGUCUGGUCAUACUCAAUAAGGUAGGAUGUGUAUGUUGUGUGUGUGGGUAUUUUAAUUAUACGAGUAUAGAAAAUUAUAGGUUUGGAAGAAAGUGGGUGAGACAAAAGCUUUAUUAUAUCAGUGAGAAAACUUUACGCCAACAUUAACCGCAAAGCAAGCCAUCACCUUUUCGUGACAACUGACAUUCUCCGGAAAGUAAUAGGACUGAAUCGAUUAAAAAAAUUUAUUGAACCAAUCGUUACAAUUCUGGAAGAACUUCCAAAAUAGGCUCCUUCUGCUUC